Messenger RNA from Histoplasma mississippiense, 618 nucleotides. RefSeq lists its product with no specific name. The coding region runs from base 1 to 618 and encodes 205 amino acids. The transcript has a single exon. NCBI's taxonomy places the organism in Eukaryota, Fungi, Ascomycota, Eurotiomycetes, Onygenales, Ajellomycetaceae. The record is from RefSeq and is a predicted model, not a curated record.
AUGGCCCCACGCACCCGUGCUGGGACCGCACCCUCUGGGGGAGCCUCCACGUCGUCCCCUAGAGCGCGUACACCUCUACCCCGGCAGGAAUCUGAGAUUCCUGAACCCGCCGCUCACCUUGGCAUGGGCCCUCCAGCCGCCCUGCCACCGCCGCGGCCCCUACACUCCUAUGUCUACCAUGGAGAUAAAGGGAUCAAGGUUGGAGAUCCGCCGAAUUACAAGGGCAAGACGCUGUCUGAAUUCCACAGCUUCACGAGAGCCCUUGAACGGAAAUUCCGCCUUAACCUGAGCCAGUUUAAUACCCAUGAGGUACGAGUCAUAUACGCCGCGAGCCUCCUCGAAGGCACCCCUGCAACUACAUGGGCGACCAAGGAAAGGGAGCUUGAGCGUAGCAAUGCUGCCAUGACAUGGGAAGAAUUCAAGAACUUCCUUCUGGACCAGAUUGAAGACCACCGUAACCGCGCCUUCACGGCGGCGCAGCGGUUCAACUCACUACGUCAACGAGACGACGAGAAUCCUUCCGAUUUCAAUGCAAGAUUCGAAGAAUAUUGGGAGGAACUGUUUGACGAUUUGAAAUUUAUUGAAAACGCAGCUUUACCUCGCGAAGCUGACUCAUAA